GCAGCAGUUCAGUGUAUCCAUGUGCUUGUGGGUCUGACACAUGCACCGAGCAAUGGUGCAACGCAGCCGCAGCCUCUCAUCGAUGCUUGGCGCCGGCAGCGUCUGCCCUGCGUGCCGCCAUUGACGGGAACGGCAGCAAUGCCGUUCCGCUCAUCCGCGAUGCCCUGAACGACGCCGAGGUGGGUUUAAGAAGGGUGGUUGUCGAGGUGAUUUUGCCACAUGCAGUUGGCAAGAUCGGCGGCUCGGCAGCGCCACUCGUCGUCAAAGCAUUCGAUGAUGCAGACACGUCAGUGCGGAAGGUGCUGGUGGAGAAAGUAUUGCCAGAGGCAAUUGUCAAGUUUGGCCUCGAUAUGUUCCCGAUUCUCAGCAAAGCCCUCAAUGACACCGACACCGGCGGCGGCUCUCUUGUUGCCUUCGGCCCAUCGAGCCACCUACGCCUGGGCCGUUGGCCCAGGCGUUUUUGA
Prorocentrum cordatum is the source of this 464-nucleotide messenger RNA. The record is from the annotation of a GenBank genome assembly. NCBI's taxonomy places the organism in Eukaryota, Dinophyceae, Prorocentrales, Prorocentraceae.